AUGCAGACAAUAUCAACAACUACGAUAGUCUUUUUACUAGCUCUGGUCUGUGUUAUGAAUACUCAAAAGUCAAUUCAUUGGGCAGGAUAUCAAUGGUUCCUGCGGAACGAUCAAAAUAGUGGACCUGGUCCAAACAAUUGGAACUCAAAUAAUGUAUGGGUCGAUAAACAGAAUAAACUUCAUUUGAAACUUCGUUAUUCACCUAUGACACGUGGAUGGACAUGUGCUGAGUUAUAUACCAAAGUAAAAUUUAGUUUCGGCACUUUCCGAUGGUUUGUAGAAGGAGCAAUUGAUCAAUUUGACCCUAAUGUAGUAUUGGGUAUGUUCACUUACGGAGGUGUUGAUGGUACAAAUGAAAUUGAUAUUGAAGUAGCUAAAUGGGGUCAAAGAGAUCCAAAAGCAUCAAAUAUUUUUUAUACAGUCUAUCCACAUAAAUUGGGUAUUGCUCAACCAGUAUCAUCCGGCACACGUAUAUCUCUACAAGGAACGUACACAACUCAUCAGUUUACUUGGAGUCAUAAAAAAGUUUCUUUCCUAGCCCAAUAUGGUUUUAUGACCUCACCAAAGAAAAAUAUUUUUUAUUCAUAUCAAACACCAAUUAGAUUUGCAUCAUCGAUGCCUUAUACUAGUGCUCCUCUACAUAUGAACCUAUGGAUGUUUCAAGGUAAACCACCAACUAAUGGUAAAGAGGUGGAAAUAAUUAUUCAUAAUUUCAAAUAUACUAAAGCUUAG
Molecule: messenger RNA, 732 nt
Organism: Rotaria sp. Silwood2
Lineage: Eukaryota; Metazoa; Rotifera; Eurotatoria; Philodinida; Philodinidae
Source: the annotation of a GenBank genome assembly